CGACGAAGCUGAUCGAUCAAACCAAAUUCAUUAUCGUGACGCGGCGCAGUAGCUCAGCUGAUUGAAAAGGUCAACAUAGUUAAUGAAGUGACAGGAGGCCCAACUUUACAUCAUGUACAUACAUCUUCUUGACUUUCGUUUCAUGUGAAAUCGGAAGAAUUCAGUACCUAAACUACUUUAAAAGUCAUUCACGCGUGUCGCCAGGAUCGAGACGUGAAGCUCUCACUUCCUUAUGCUUGUGACGUUACUGCAGUGCAGAUUGGGUCGAGUUCGACUUUCGACUUCAGCCUCACUCAGGGAGAUUUUUCUCCGUGAAUGAUGUUUCGACACUCUGGCUCUAGCCUUGGAAGUUGCUCAUCAGUCAUUGAUCAUUCCGCGGUCCAGCUAGCUUGAUGAAUGCAUGUAUAGCAGCAAGUCGGUGAUGGUAACCUCAGAUUCAGUGUAAUGGUUGUAUUCUACGAAAAUUGGCUGCACAUGUAACAUGCCCGCAGCGGAGUUGUGGAGUUUGUACAUCUACAAUGAGCCAAACAGCUAGCAGAAGCCACACCGCAGGGGUCUCCGAUGACCCACCUACCAAUACUGGAAACUCCGCCUCCCAAACCACCGUUCGUGGCGCAUCGUCCACAAUGCAAGUUGGCUUGGGCAAUGAUGAAGUGGAAUGCUACGGCUACCGGUCCAGCAUUCCCAAGUGGGUCCUGGUGGCCUUCCUGACCGUCCUCACACUGGGCAUGGUGCACCUGGUCUUCUACUGGAAGCCCGAGUGGGGCCUGUGGUGUACCCAUUCCCCAUGUCCGCUCCGGGAUGCUGAGAUGGUCCUACUCAAGGACGAAUAUGGCCAGUACUUUGUGGAGAAAAUUCGCAUCCGGCCCAUUGAAGAAGGAUUGAUCAAACAGAUAUAUCCUGAGAGGAAAGAGCUUGACCCAAAACACCGAGAAAAUGACAGAUUAUUGGGCAUUUAUAUAGCCUCAGACUUCACCAAGGGGGUCAUGAGAUACAGCAUCAACACUGGAUUCAGAGAUGGCUCUGUGAAUGACAUCCGGGUAAAGGAGGCCGAGACUGAAGACCAGGAAGAGGAGGAAGAAGAUGAUAACGAAAUAGACAUCACGAGGGCGCUGAUAGUACCCAGCAAACGAGAGGACACUCAUCUCAAGCUGCGCUACUUCGAGUUCCAGAAACUGACUUUCUUUUGGAACCGAGACUACCAGUUCUUUCAGCUUCUGCAUGGACUGGACGUUGGCUGGACCAACGCAGCCUUCUACCGUGACUUUCCUGGGCUGACGGUCAAUCAGCAGUCCAGAAGGUGUUCGCUGUUUGGCCAAAAUCUCAUCGAUGUCCAAGUGAAAUCCUACCCAGUGCUAUUUGUGCAAGAGAUCUUGAACCCGUUCUACGUGUUUGAGAUAUUCAGCAUCGCGCUUUGGUUUGCCGAGCAGUACAACAGCUAUGCCAUCUGCAUCGUUAUCAUUCUCAUCAUCUCGCUGGGUGUCUCUCUCUACGAGACCAAGAGGCAAUCGGUCACAUUGCGUGACAUGGUGGCCCACCACUCAACUGUGACAGUGUGUCGCCUCGACGGAACUUGUGAGGUGAUGGAUUCCAAGUGGCUGGUACCCGGCGAUGUCAUUUUGAUUCCCCAGCAUGGCUGCGUCAUGAGUUGCGACGCUGUGCUGAUCAGCGGCAACUGUAUCGUGAAUGAGAGCAUGCUCACAGGUGAGAGCGUUCCCGUGACAAAGACCCCACUUCCCAACCCACCGUUCAGCGAGGCCGACGGGGUUCUUUACUACUCCCCAGAGACCCACAAGCGACACACGCUGUUCUGCGGCACUAAAAUCAUCCAGACGCGGUUCUACGGCAGUGGGAAGGUCAAGGCAGUGGUUGCGAGAACAGGUUUUCAAACACUGAAAGGUGACCUGAUUCGUACCAUUCUCUUCCCCAAACCUGUGGGCUUCAAAUUCUAUCGGGAUGCCCUUAAGUUCGUCGGCAUCCUGUCCAUAAUAGGCCUUCUUGGAAUGAUUUACAGCAUCGUAAUUCUUAUCUACAGACAGGCCGACACGAUGGACUCGGUCUGGAAGGUCCUAGACAUCAUCACCAUCUGCGUUCCCCCAGCCCUGCCGGCUGCCAUGACGGUGGGCACGGUCUACGCCCAGAAUCGCCUCAAGAAAAACGGCAUCUUCUGCAUCAGCCCUCAGCGGAUCAACAUCUGCGGCAAGCUGAAGUUGAUCUGCUUCGAUAAGACUGGUACCCUGACCGAAGACGGCCUGGAUCUGUGGGGAGUCCUGCCCCUGCAGGAUCAACAUUUCCUCCCCGUGGUGCAGAAUGCGGUCGACCUAGCGCCUGGGCCCUUCCUGGUCGCCAUGGCAACCUGCCACUCCCUGACGAUGAUCGAUGGGGAGUUGGUUGGCGACCCGCUGGACUUGAAGAUGUUCGAGGGGACCAACUGGAAUUUGGAAGAGCCAGGAAGCGACACAACGCGGUUCGACACCAUCAUCCCAACUAUCGUCAAGCCAAGAACCAGCGACACGUACCUGGCAGAAAACCCAGACAAGGUCCCUUACGAGGUUGGCAUCCUCCGGCAGUUCCCUUUCUCCUCAGGUCUCCAGCGCAUGAGCGUCAUCACCCGCACCUUGGGAGCCAAAAACAUGGAGGUCUUUGUCAAGGGCUCCCCGGAAAUGAUCGCAUCGCUGUCCGUCAAAGAAACAGUGCCCAUUGAUUUCUUGGAAGUUCUUCAGCGAUUCACCCAGCAGGGAUACCGUGUGAUUGCCCUUGCUUGGCGACCCCUUGACCCCAAGUUGUCUUGGCAUCACUCUCAACGCAUUGCAAGGAAAGAAGUUGAGUGCAACUUGAAUUUCCUUGGCCUGCUUGUGCUUCAGAAUGCAUUGAAACCGGAAACAACUCCAAUCAUCCAUGAACUCAUGAAGGCAGACAUACGCACUGUCAUGGUCACAGGUGACAAUAUGCUGACCGCCAUAAGCGUUGCAAGGGAUUGUGGGAUGGUGGACCCUAGGGCAAAGGUCAUUAUGGUGAAUGCGUCCCCACCCAGCGGUGAAGUCUCAGCCAGCAUCGAGUGGAGUUACGACACCACUCCAGAGAAAACUGUUGAUGAAAGCGGCAAGACAUCUACCACAGAUGUGCCAUUAUACAAUGGCAACAGUGCCAAAGUGUAUGAGGGUCAUUUCCACUUUGCUGUCACCGGGAAAUCAUUUGCUGUUCUCCGUGAGCACUUCCCGGACCUCAUGCCCAAGAUUGUUCAGCGAGGGACCGUGUUCGCGCGUAUGUCUCCAGAGCAGAAGACACAACUCGUAGAAGCCUUGCAGGACAUCAGUUAUUGUGUUGGGAUGUGUGGGGAUGGAGCCAAUGACUGUGGCGCCCUCAAGACAGCUCAUGCAGGCAUCUCUCUAUCCGAGGCCGAGGCGUCCGUGGCUUCCCCAUUCACCUCCAAGACCCCCAACAUCUCAGCCGUGCCCGUGGUUAUACGUGAGGGUCGUGCCGCCCUGGUCACGUCCCUGGGCGUCUUUAAGUACAUGGCCCUGUACAGCAUCAUCCAGUUUGCAUCUGUCAUCAUACUCUACUGGACCAAUUCCAACUUGGGUGACUGGCAAUUCCUGUACGUGGACCUUAUCAUCACCACCUCGGUAGCCACGCUCAUGGGGCUGAAUGGUCCCCAUCCCACCCUGGUCCGUAAGCGACCCCUGGGCAGUCUGGUGUCCCCGCCGUUCCUCAUAUCCAUCCUGAUCGAGGUGCUGCUGGUGUGCGCCAUCCAAACUGUGGCCUACUUCUCCCUGAGGUUCACCUCCUGGUGGAGCCCAACUGUUAUAAGCCCAGUUGCUGAAGACAACAUCCUCUCUUAUGAGAACACUGUCGUCUUCACCGUCUCUUCCUUCCAGUACAUGAUUCUCGCUGGGGCCUUCUCCAAAGGGGCCCCCUACAGGACCCCUAUUUAUAAGAAUGUCCUCUUCACGCUGGAUCUCAUCAUCUUGGUGUUACUAAGCACCCUGAUGCUCUUCCUGCCGGUCGCGCCCGGUGGCGUCUUACACUGGUUCCUCAUCGAGGUCAUGCAGCUCAAGCUUAUGUCCAAGGAGCACCUGCCCUACGUCUUCUUCCUCUUCGGUCUGGUCCUCCUCAACUUUGUCGUCUCCUUUCUCCUGGAGACGUUUGUCGUGGACAGCCAGCUGCUUCACGGCUGCAUCAGCCGUGUCCGCUGCAAGCGCAGACCCAAGAAUGUCUUCAAAUUGGUGGAGCGAGAGAUCCAAGAUGAUCCUGGCUGGCCGCCCGUGGGCGAGACGAUGACUGGAACGCCCCUGUCGGCCGAAAAAUUUGACCAAGUCCAGUUCCACGUUUCCUGACGCUAGGUUUGGGUUUCUCUCUAUGCACUGAAUUUCAUAUCUUUAUUAGUCACCCAACCUAGAAAAACAGAAACCGCAAGUAACCAGAACCAGUUUUGAGUUAGAAACCUCUGAAAUAAGCUAGCGCCGUGUAAAGUGUAAUACCCGUUUUCAUCAGUACACCAAACUGAGUCAUACAUCCAAACAAAGAGCUCAGUGCUUUCUAAUGUAAACCGGAACAAACUGAGCUGAAACUGGUUGUUCCUCUAAAACUUAAAAAUAAGUGUCAUUUGCUUUAAAGAUUAAUAUUAAUUUAAUUUAACAAGUUGUCAAUCUUUCCGCGCAAUCACUGCAGACAUUUUUCUACUAAAAGAUAUUUUUGAAAAUGUAUUUAUUUUUUACCUCAUGGUGCAUGGCACAGGUGUCAUUUUCAAAGAAAGAAUAAUGCAUGUAAGAUUUGUAAAUUAAUGCAAAUUGCACACAUGCACGACGAAAUGUUUUCCAAUUUUUUAAAAUGAUGUGGAUUGUUCAAAUUUUUGGAGGUUGCUGAAGAGCAAGGGUUAAUGUAGAGUAAGAUUUAGAACUCGCCGUUUGGCCUUUCAAACGGCAUUCUUGCUGUAGACAUAUACAUGUUUUUUGAGACUUGGAGCCUUUACAAUGCAUACUUUAAAAAAGGUUUAGUUUUUCUUUCUUUAAUUUUUGGUGCGAAUACUGAAGGAGGAGUGUGGAAAAUUCUUGUCGGGUUCGUUAUCAUUUUGUUUGCCUCAUUGAACAGGUGUACAAGCGUGUGCACUUCGCCAAUACCGAGCACCCAUCGGCUAAUUGACCUGUCGUGGUUGAAUCGCUCCAGCGCAGUUUCUAAAAUAUUGUCCAAUUUAUGCAUGAUACGCAGAUGGACGCUGGACGCGGCAAAAUCUAAGACAAACAAAAACUCAUGUGCAAACUUCCUUAGGGUUGUCUUAAGGGUGUGGCCAACUCACCGACGGCAGUAGGUUAAUAGGCCAACCCCGCACACGUGUACGCAGGCGUGGUCUCGUGAAGUCAGGAAGUCACGUGAAGGAAUAUUUGCUAGUCUAUGCCGAGCUCAAGUCAUUUGAUACAGUCACAGGUCAAGUCACAAGUCAUUUGGUCACAGGUCAUGUCAAGUCACAAGUCAUUUGGUCACAGGCCAUGUCAAGUCACAAGUCAAUUUGGUCCAAACACAAGCAAGUCACAAGACUUUUUGUCCAAGCACAAGUCAAGUCGCGCGAUGUGUGAUUGCAUGCCACAGUCAAGUGAUUCAGACGUGGUCAUGGGCAGACAAGGCCAAAGUAGAAGUCGCGAGCCGAAAGAUUUUAAGAUUAUUUUAAGAACGCAGGGCGUAAGUUGAUCAUAGUUUAAUUUAAAACUUCAAUGGGUUCGAUUGAGUACAAGUCAUUUUUUCGCAAGUCCAAGUCAAGUCACAAGUUAAAAAACUGUUAGUUAUACAAGUCAAGUCACGAGUCACAAAAAUAGCGACUUGAGUCCAAGUCAAUUGACUCGAGUCCAAGUCAAUGACUCGAGUCAACAACUCUGCUGAAUGCACUCCUGAAAAUCAUUGGCUUGUGCUUACAUACAAAUAGGGGCUUUAAACAUUUCAAAAUGUAGCCACCGAUGGUGUGUAGCGCCACGCGGUGAAAGUUAGCUCACUUUGUGAUGAAUUCUUUACAGACCACUAGUCAGGUUACUACAAUAUCGAUUUGUAAAGUCUUUCAUUCCAGUAGCUAGAUAUUUAAAGGGAGCUGCCAUUGAUCUACUUAUUGGUGUACUGAUAAAGCCCAUUUAGCUUAGUAAUCUGUGUCAGGUCGCCAAAUCAUUUUAUAAUUUAAGACAAGUCUGUACAUAAUUACAACAGAAGGAUGUAUUUAUGUUAUUUCGCUUUUGCUCGAUUGAAACGUGGUAAUUUCAUUAUCGAAAUUAAUUUCUUUUUAGCUGGGCUGAAAGCUUUGUGGGUUGAGUAUCCGCCCCGAGUUGGAAGUGCACCCCUUAGUGGCAAAAAGAGAGAUAAAUGGUAGUAAGUUUUCCAAGCGGGUUCUUGCACGCGUUCUGCAUGUACGCACAGACCAUACAUUAAGCAUAGACCUAUAUCAGAAGAUAUCUUUGACAUGAAGAAAUUAUAUUCGUUACGAGUACUCAGCGUGCUCCGCGUCAAACGCGAGAACGCGCGCGUAUGCGGUGAGUACCCUCUGUUGUUGCGCAGGAGCGGAUUCUGUGAGCGUCUUCGUCAAAGUAUUCACUGAAUUUUCUCCAUAUAAACCCAAAGGCAGAGAAUAUGGUCACGUGGUGAGUUGUGGUAACCACAUGGUCAAAAGAUGCUGAUCACAGCUAUGGCUGUGGCUAAAGCAUACGUCUGUAGGAAUUGCCUGCCGCCGCAUUAAUGCACGCGUUGCCAUUGAAUAGCCAGAGCCAUAACCCGUGCAGGGCUCUCUCAGUCAUGGAAAGUCCCGAAGAACCCGGGAAAAAGGUUGUGCCCGAAAAGUCAUGAAAAAAUUUGGGGGAAAAUAGAACGUCCUUGACAAAAUAGAGGACGCUUUGAUCUUAGUCAAAGGUGCUGUUUAAAAAACAGUUGUUAUUAUUACUGUUUUCGUCAUUAUUAAUCCUUUUGUCGGGGGAAAAGCCGUUGGAAACCUCUCGGGAAAAGGCACAGGUUAAGAUCAUGUAAGGGUUAUUUUUUAAUGGGCCGCUAAUGAUGUGGUAAUGGAAUAACGAUAAAUUUACGGGCUCUCCUCAGUUUUUAGUAGUGACUAUGCCAGUGUUUCAUCUCCUAAUAAAUGUGUCGAUGAAUGUCAUGGAAAUGGUCACAUUUUAGUCCUAGAAAAUUCCUGACAUUUGGUUUUCAGAUUUCUGUGGGAACCCAGUCUUAUGCGGAGCAUUUCGUUUCGCAUUGUCUCUUGUCGGUCAUAUACAUGCAUAUUUAUCUGCAUUUGUUAUGUAAGACAUUACACAGACAAGUUUUUGUUUUGUUAGAAUAAGAAAUACGGCGCCCUAGAGUUCGCUGCAUCGACUGUUUAAAAAACGUGUACCUUGCGUCUUUUGAUGACUACACACUUGUCCACGGGGGGGGGGCGGGGAUCUGAGGGUACGUAGAAUGAGAUCUCUCAUUAAGAUGUCCAAAUUGAAAUUUUUGUGAUCUGAGCACUGUCCCUUUUGUAGUGCAUAACAAAUCGGUUCCGUGGGACGUCGCAGUCUGUCUUUGAAGAACCUCAUUAGGUUCACAGUGUUCUGGGGAAAGAAUAGUUAAUGACUCUUUUAAUGUUGAAGCUUCGUUUUCGCAAAACAGCACAGACGAUGGUAAGGAGUCGUUGACUCGGACGUAGAUGUUCACAUGUACUCUGUUCUAGCAACAAAUUUGUAUUCACAACUAAAUUUUGAUGCGAAACAUCUGCCGACUGUGUGCCGUAUUGUCAUCAGAGUUCUGUUAAUUAAUUCGUUUCCUUACGGUAAAAUUGCUGGAAGUGGGUAAUCAUCAUUUCUGCUCUAAGCUUUAGCUCUUAAGUCUCCAUGGCGCGAUGAGAGUGUUCGUGGCCAAGUCCACAAAAGCGGUAUAAAAUCCUCUAUAAAACGCCAGCCAACGAAACAACUUCGCAAGGAGCCAGACAUGAUUCCCAGCGUUAAAAACGCGUUUUAAAAGCCGCGGCUUAAAAAAAAAAAACCCGCACGAUUCCGACAGGACCACCAGCGUCGAUUUUAUGUUAAACCUUUCAGGAAAGCUGCGGCCGCAUUCAUAUUUUUUAUUUCAGAAUUUAAAUGCGAAAAUAUUUUGUGAUAGGGCAGAAGAUCGAAAAUGUUUUUCAUCUCUACCAGAAGAAAUCAAAACUAACUGGGUAUGUUUGAUGCAGUUAACUUUAUAGUGUUUUGGGGGCUCGACUGGCUAUUUUGGCUGUCAUCAAUAGUGUCAUGCUUACUGAUAUGAAGGUAGGGUUCUUUUGAAGAAUAUUUAGUGAUUUAUAGCAUUUGUAACAUUAGUAUACGUGUAGAUACAUUUUUAUGUAAAUUAGAUAUAAAAGACCUUGGGUGUGAACAUCGAUAUGUUAGAUCACGUGCGGAACUAUAUUUUUAAAUUACAUUUUCUCUGGGUAAAUUUUGAAUUAAAACUUGCUGAAUGAAAGACUGACUUCAA
Acanthaster planci (crown-of-thorns starfish) is the source of this 8454-nucleotide messenger RNA. RefSeq names its product polyamine-transporting ATPase 13A3-like. The record is from RefSeq and is a predicted model, not a curated record. NCBI's taxonomy places the organism in Eukaryota, Metazoa, Echinodermata, Asteroidea, Valvatida, Acanthasteridae. Gene Ontology annotation, molecular function: polyamine transmembrane transporter activity; P-type ion transporter activity; ATP binding. Gene Ontology annotation, cellular component: late endosome membrane. Gene Ontology annotation, biological process: polyamine transmembrane transport; intracellular calcium ion homeostasis.